GUGCGUAGGCGGUUGUCGUAGACUGACGUCGUGGCCCAUAGCACGUGCUACGAGUGCGGCGCGUGCAACGGUUACCACCACCAACCAACACCAAACACCACCACCAUCAUCAUCAGCAGCAGCAGCAUCAGCAGCAGUUACUGUAACAACAACAACAACAAUUACUACUAAAGCAACAACACAGACAAACGACCACAGCAUCUAAAGCUGAAGCAGAAGCUCAAGCUGAAAUAACAACAAUAAAAGCAAAAGCACCAGCAAAGGAUACAAAGAAAAUGGCUAUUAAAUAAAGCGUUUGCUCGAAUCUGGCUAAAAAGUUGCUGCCUUGUCAUUUAAACCCCAAAGACAAUUUCAAUAAUCCAAUUUAAAAACCCACAAAAAAUGUGAAAGUGUUUAUCAUAAAAAAAAAAUGAAUGUGAGUGUGACAAUAAUUUAAUUUUAAGUAAUAAACACACACAUUUUUGGCACACUGUUAUUUGCACCUGACAAUAAUAAUAUAUUUAAGAGGAAACCAAAGCCAAUUUAUUUACAAGCUUAAUAAUUACAUAUAUAUACUUAUGUGUGUAUGUAGUAGACAUUUGAGAUGAAUUGAAAUUGAAUUGAAUUGAAUUGAAUUGAGGGUAAAGCCAACAACGUGUCGAGCAAAAAGGCGAUGUGAGAGCAAUGCCAUUUACCCAAAUAAUGCUAAACAAAGAAGAAUAACAGCGCAGCGCCAAAAAGUAGGCAACAGUAACAGUAACGAAGCCCACAAAACGCAAACAGGAUACUUAAAAUAUCAAGGCAAAUAAAUACACACAGCCACACAACACACACGUAUACAAACACUGGAGUGUGUGUGUGUGUGUGUAGAUGCGUGUGCACAUCAACUAAAAAUAUAUUGUGCGCUUCAUAUUUUUGGACUUGGCCAUUUGCAACGUUGUUUGCCAGAGCUGCUGCGUGAAUUUUUGCUAAGCAGAGCACGAAAUAAAUAUACAUACAUAAACAACACCAACAGCAGAAGAAGCAUAAAAAAGCCACAGCACCAACACCAACAGCAACAACAACAACAACUGGCUGCUGCUAUUGAGGUGUAUUUUGAGCCCGCGGCGCGACAGGCGCAAAGCAAACACAGCAAAAGGAAAAACACAAAAACACAGAGGCUGGCAACCAAAACCGAAACAGACGUCGCCUCCUGUGCGUGUGUGUGUGCGUGUGUGUGUAAGAUGCCAAAUGCUUGCUUCUGAACAUCUGAACAGAGAUUGAUGCUGCCAGUCAAAGCACAAACAACAACGACAAUAACAACAACAACUACAACAACACGAAGAAGAACAACCGACAACCGCCGUGCGCCAUUCAAACAGCAAUUGAGAUAUUUUGAUUUCGCUUAAUGACGACGCUGAUUAAAACAUGAACGCACUCGAUAUGAAUAAACAAUUUCUAAGCGUGACGCAGGAUCCGCACUCGCACUCAAGCGAUGCCCAACGCAAUCGCACUCGCUCGGAGCGUGCCUCAAGUUUGGCCCUGCCACUCAACUCGCUGCUGGAUUUUUAUGACAAGCAACAGGAGCAAUGCAAAUCGGUUACCCUUCUGCCGUUGCCCAGCACUGGCAGCAGCAUCGUCCGUCGCCAUUCAUCCCACUACUAUCCGAUGCUCGAGGAUAAGCAGAAGGCGACGCAGUUGCCACAAGCCAACGCAGAACUGCUGGUAAACAUGUCGGAUGCGAAAUAUUGCAAGUCAGCAGCAGCAGCAGCAGCGGUAGGAGCUCCUUUGGCUGCCAGCAAGCAUCAUCAGCAGCUGGUGCGUGUGGACACACCGGUGACGCCACCGCCGCCCAUUCCACGUCGCCUGAUGCGCGCCACCAAAUGCGGCUGGCAGACGCAGCCGAUGAACGAUGUUUCUUCGUGCCAGCAGGAUGUGGCCAGCAGCAAUGUGUUUGUUUAUCCACAGCCAACAAAUGUGGCCAUGGACAGUCAUGGGCAUGUCGGACUGGGCGUAGGGAAUGGGUGUGGGAGUGGUGCAGGUGGGCAAUCAGCGCUGCUUGUUGACAUUGCCGCACGUCCGGCAUACGCGGAUGCCGAUGGCAUUUCCGAUGACGACCGCAUGAGUCUGGAGAAUUCCGUAUUCGAUGAGUCACUCACCUCGACUCCUGUCAAGGUCGCCGGCUAUCACAACAACAGCAGCAGCAGCAGCACUCGCUACGCGAUGUCCGGUCACGUGGCCAAGCGAGCUCAACGCUCCUCCAGCAGCACCGUGGACUCCGCCUACGGCUCCUCGUCCGGUGCGCACAGCGAACGCUUUGCAUCAAGCUCAACGAGCGUUGAUUUUCGCAGUCGCUUCUCAUCGGUGGACACGCAAUCCUCGCUGGAUGAGAAGCCCAUGGGGGGAUCAAUUGAUUCGCCGUUGGCCAAGGAUACGUGCCGUCUGGAACGUGCCGCACUCAACGAUGUGAUGCACAAGCUUAACAACAAUCUCUAUGCCACCAACAUCAGCAGCAACAACACGACGAACCUAAACAACAACAGCCACAGCAGCAGCAACAACAAGUUGCCUACGGUGCCAGCGCGCAAGUUGCCACAGUUGCCGACAAAAUUGCCGCCGCCACCGCCAGCGAAGUCAUGCAACAGCAGCAGCAGCUGCACCUCGUCCAGCGACUGUGGCAAGGAUGCGACGAUCAGCAGCAGCAGCAGCGGCAGCAGCGUUCCCGCCUCGGCAUCCACAUCAUCUGCCGGCAGCGCCUCCAGCACCAUCUCGAGUGCCACCAUGUCAUCCACCUCGGUAUCGCUGAAUGCUGGCGCGCCAGCUGCCAACACGAAACGUCCAGGGCCACCGGAGCCACCGUUGCGUAAUCUCAACUCGUUCGAGUCGAUGGACACGAUGCCCAAGGUGCACGCCCAGCCGCCACUGACGGUGCGCAACAAACUCAAUCGCAACAAGCCGCCGCCCAUUGUCUAUCCCAAGCUGCAGCAGCGUCAGGACUCGACGCUCUCCAGCGACAGUUACUCCAUCAGCUCGAGUCCGGGCUAUAGCUCCAAGCUAAUGGAGACGCCACUGCUUGCUGCCGCGCAGAGUUCACGCAAAAGUCCAGCCCCAGGCGUCCAGGUGCAGCGUCAACCUCUGAUGGAUCUGGCGCCAUCUCGCUUUGGCAUUGGCUCUCAGGCAACAGCGGCGUCGUCGUCGACGCCCACGCGUGGCAAGCUGAACUUUCGACAGGACUCGACCAUAUCGAGCGACAGCUUCAGUCAGACAUCCAGUCCGGGUUACAAUCCCAAGCUCAUGGAGGCUCCGCUGCUUCCUUCGCUCUCCGCCAAGCGCCUCUGCAGUGCACCUGCGCCUAUUGUGUGUCGCCAGGGCGUGCAGCACGAGCCCAUCGAGGAGCUGGAGCCGCCGCAGACGCUGUCGCCGCUGAACAAGUGCAACAAUGCCACGCCCAGCAGCCUGCAGACGAUUGUGCGUUUCCAGAAUGGAGCCCCACACACCAUGUCCUUGCAGCAUCAGAUUAUCAAUCGUCGCAAGAGCUCCAAUCCGUAUAUUACCAAUGGAAGGCUGAAGUUCCGCCUGUUCCAGAUCCUCAUCAAUGCCUUUGCUCUGCUCGCCAUUGCCGGCGGACUGGCUGCCUACUUCAAUGCCUAUCCGACCAUCAAGUUUGUCAACAAGACCAUCAUCAACACCAUCCAUGUGGAGGACACUUGGCGCAGUUUUGGCAAGAAUCCGGCUCCGGGCACUUGUCUGCCCAUCAUUGUCAAGUUCUGCCAGGGACCGCAGAUACCCUACAACUACACCGUGUUUCCCAAUUACAUUGGGCAUUUUGGUCAGAUAGAGACUCAAGUGGAUCUGGAGUCCUAUGAGGCUUUGGUCGAUGUUCGCUGCUAUGAGCUCGUCUCUCUCUUUCUCUGCACGCUCUUUGUGCCCAAGUGUGGACAAAAUGGCGCCACUGUGCCGCCCUGUAAAACACUUUGCACGGAGACGAUGCGACGUUGUGGCUUCUUUUUCGAUGUGUUUGGAUUGAGUUUGCCGGAAUAUUUGAACUGCAAGCUGUUCAAGGACUUCUCGAGCGCCGAGGAUUGCGUAGGCUUGGAUGAGGUGCGCGAUGUGAUGACAUCGUCGGCGAAUCCGCAAUGCGAUGGCUUCCUUUGCGAUCAGAAUCGUUGUCUGCCCAACGAGUAUGUCUGCGAUGGCCACUUGGACUGCAUGGAUCAGAAGGACGAGAGCAGCUGUUCACGGUGCCAAGAGGGCGAGAUUUACUGUGGCGACGAUCGUUGCAUAACCACCAAUCACAUAUGCGAUGGAAUCAAUGAUUGUCCUUACGCCCAGGAUGAGCGGAAUUGUUUGCGUCUUAGUGAACGGAAUGGCGAUGUUGGAUCUGGUGUCUUGGAGGUGUAUCGCAUGAAGAAGCGUCAGUGGAUGCCGGCUUGUGUCAAGAAUUGGGAUCGUGCCGUCUCGCCCAGUGCGGUGUGCUCCAUUCUGGGUUACUCCUCGGUGAAUGCCACCAGCGUGGUCACCCAACGCACGCAUCGUCCACUCUUGGCCUCUGUGAAUGUGUCCACCGAUAUCUGGAAGCUAUAUGCCAAGCGACGCUCGACUUUGAUGCAAGAGUUUGCCAAUUGUCGACAAACUGAGGAUUAUCCCAUAGCAGAGCUAACAUGCUCCAAUUUUGAGUGCGGCAAGGUCAAACGUGGCAGGCAACGACCCUCGAGGCGCAUUAUUGGCGGAGACAAAGCAAAUCCCGGUAAUUGGCCAUUCCUGGCUGCCAUUUUGGGUGGACCCGAGAAGGUUUUCUACUGCGCUGGCGUCCUUAUCUCCGAUCAGUGGGUGCUUACGGCUUCCCACUGUGUGGGCAAUCAUACUGUCAUAGAUCUGGAGGAUUGGACCAUUCAACUGGGCGUGACACGUCGCAAUUCUUUUACGUACACGGCUCAAAAAGUGAAGGUUAAGACGGUUAUACCACAUCCGCAGUACAACAUGGCCAUUGCCCAUGACAAUGACAUAGCUCUCUUUCAGUUGGCUACUCGGGUCGCCUUCCAUGAACAUUUGCUGCCUGUCUGUUUGCCGCCACCCAAUGUUAAAAUGCUGCGUCCCGAGCAACUUUGCACAGUUAUCGGUUGGGGAAAACGCGAUGACAAGGAUCCUAAAUCAACCUAUGAGUACAUCAUCAAUGAGGUGCAAGUGCCGGUGAUCACAAGGAGUCAAUGCGACGAAUGGCUCGACAACUUGACUGUCUCCGAUGGCAUGGUGUGUGCAGGCUACGAUGAUGGAGGCAAGGAUGCGUGUCAGGGUGAUUCGGGCGGUCCGCUGCUCUGUCCAUAUCCCGGAGAAAAGGAUCGUUGGUUUGUCGGUGGCAUCGUUUCGUGGGGCAUUAUGUGUGCGCAUCCCAAGCUGCCUGGCGUCUACGCCAAUGUCAUCAAGUAUGUGCCCUGGAUACACGAACAGAUACAGAAGCAUUCCCGUCCGAUCAACGAGGAGCCUAUCCAGAAAUACGAUCUACACCCGGGCGGACCAGAUAUACUAUCGAAACUGUCGACGGGUCCGGUGCGAAAACGAAAGCCCUACAACUAUCACAAUGGCAAGCCCAAGGGCAUUGACUUUUACGAUAGCGAGGAGCGUAAGUAAGAGUCCCCCCCCCCCAUUAAAUAUAAUAAUAUAACCCUACAUAAUGUAUACCUAGACUACAUACACGCAUAUAUAUAGCGACGAUAAAUGAAAUACGAUAUAAUGAAUACAGCAUAUCUUUGAAACGUUUGCACAAAGUACAAAACAAUACUGUUGUUGUGCUCAAUACACACACGCAUACACAACCACAACCAUACACGCACACCCACUUGAUAUACAUAUACGAGUAUAUAUAAAUAUAUAUUUUGCUACUGAAAUUGCGCUGAUCCAGCCAAAACAAUGAAAAUCAAAAGAAAAAUGUAAAUCUGGGCAACUUAAUCGUGUGUCAAUUUGCCGAAUUUAUUUGUCAAUUUUUUUACAAAGAGAUUUCUAUGAGCCGAACAAAAAGCAAAAAUCAGAGAAAAAAUCCAAUGUCAAUACCAAAAACAUAAUCAAUUUACAUACGUGAAUAGUAUACAUAUGUAUCCCCAAGAAUAAAUAUAUAUAUCCAAUAUAUGGAGCUAAAAAUUGACCUACAUAUUACCCAAAAAAAAAAAAAAAUCAAAAACAAAGAAG
Messenger RNA from Drosophila nasuta, 6141 nucleotides. RefSeq names its product corin serine peptidase (gene Corin). Gene Ontology annotation, cellular component: membrane. The transcript has 14 exons. Lineage: Eukaryota; Metazoa; Arthropoda; Insecta; Diptera; Drosophilidae. Gene Ontology annotation, biological process: proteolysis. The record is from RefSeq and is a predicted model, not a curated record. The coding region runs from base 1387 to 5586 and encodes 1399 amino acids. Gene Ontology annotation, molecular function: serine-type endopeptidase activity; protein binding.